Molecule: messenger RNA, 2241 nt
Organism: Soboliphyme baturini
Lineage: Eukaryota; Metazoa; Nematoda; Enoplea; Dioctophymatida; Soboliphymatidae
Source: the annotation of a GenBank genome assembly
AUGCUUCGCAAUACCGUGUUGAAUUGGAAGAGUCCGUUGCAGAAUCCACCUGAUGAAAGAAUAGUAGAUGCUGACACGUCCACGGAUGAGACAACGACGAAGGCAGCCACCGCAGAUUCAGCUACGUCGUCUCCACCACAGGAAAACGCUGAGGAUACAGAGGGCAUGUGGGAGGAAUCGUACGGCGGUCACACGGACUCCAAGAAAUACGGGCCUGAAUCGGUUGCUCUUGACAUCAACUUCAUUGGCUUCACGAAUAUCUACGGCAUACCGGAGCAUGCUGACAAUUUCGUGCUGAAAGAUACGAGCUCUUCUGAUCCAUACCGACUGUACAAUUUGGAUGUGUUCGAAUACGAAGUAUACAACGAGAUGGCACUGUACGGUUCUGUACCAUAUAUCAUGGCUCACAAUGUUCUGUGGCUGAACGCUGCGGAAGCGUGGAUCGACGUGAGAAGAGGCACGGUGGACAAGAACAUCCUGCAGAACUUGUGGCAUUACAUCACAGCUUCGCCGGAAAUUCCGGAAAUAACAACACAUUGGAUGUUUGAAUGCGGAAUCAUCGACCUGUUCGUUCUCUUUGGUCCAACGCCUUCUGAUGUUUUCCAUCAGUAUUCCAGUCUGACGGGUGUGAUGCCUUUACCACCGCUCUUUUCUAUUGCCUACCAUCAGUGUCGGUGGAACUACAACGACAUGGACGACGUCUCAAAGGUCGACGCCGGUUUCGACGAGCAUGAUAUACCUUAUGACGUUCUUUGGUUGGACAUCGAACACACGGAUGGCAAAAAGUAUUUCACAUGGGAUCCGGUCAAAUUUUCCGAGCCGCUGAAAAUGAUUUCGGCAUUAUCUGCUAAAGGGCGAAAGAUGGUGGUCGUCAGUGAUCCCCAUAUCAAAAAAGACGAAAACUGGAAUCUGUACCUCGAGGCACUCCAGAAGGGUUAUUACGUCAACGCGUCAGAUGGAAAGGUAUUCGAUGGCUGGUGCUGGCCAGGUGCUUCUGUGUACCCUGAUUUCGUCAAUCCGGAAGUCCGGAACUAUUAUUCUUCUAAGUUCUACCUUGAAAAUUAUCCCGGUUCUACUGAAGAUUUGUUUAUCUGGAAUGAUAUGAAUGAACCAUCGGUGUUUAAUGGACCAGAAGUGACCAUGCCCAAAGAUUGCUUGCAUUUUGGUGGGUUGGAACACCGCGAAAUUCACAACAUAUUCAGUUUGUAUCAUCAUAUGUCAACGUUCAAAGGAUUGUACGACAGAAGUAAAGGCAAAUUGAGGCCGUUUGUCCUCACUCGGGCGUUUUUUGUUGGCAGUCAGCGAUAUACAUCAGUUUGGACCGGUGACAACACAGCUGACUGGAAACACAUACAGGUUUCGAUUCCUAUGACGCUGACGCUUAGUCUGUCCGGUAUUCCGUUCGUCGGCGCCGACGUUGGUGGCUUUUUUCUGAAUCCCGAUGAGGAAAUGCUAGUUCGUUGGUACCAGGCGGGAACCGUGGCUUUUCUCAGACCGAACCACGGCACAUAUCGACUUGAUUUUUUGCCUGAGACGCUCAAAUGUUUCAGGCGUUGUUGUUUUUGUGGUCUUUUUAGGUACACUUUGUUUUACGAGCAUUCGCUGAGUGGAAAGCCCGUGAUUCGGCCUUUAUGGGUUGAGUUUCCUCAAGAUGUUUACACGUUUGACGAAGAACGACAAUAUAUGAUCGGUAAUUUACUUAUGGUCAGGCCCAUUACUGAACCUGGUGUGACGUCAGCAAGUGUGUAUCUCCCCGGCAAAAGAUUGGUAACUUUUCCUUUGCCGUCUCCGGGUGCUACCAAAGUCGAUGCCCCUCUUGACAAGAUCCCAGUUUUCAUUCGUGGCGGCACCAUUUUGCCGGUAGCGGAAAGAAUCAGACGUGCAUCGAGCCUGUCGCGACAUGAUCCUUUGUCGCUUUACGUAGCACUAAACCUUGACGCUGAUCAAGCAAACGGUACGUUGUACUUGGACGACGGGGCGACUUACGGUUACAGGAACGGCGAGUUCAUCUAUCGACUUUUCGAAAAUUUUGACCCUCAAGGCAAGAUGACCUCAGACGUGUGGAUAGAAAAAAUCUGGGUGUUCGGUCUAAGGUUUUAUCCUCGCGUAGUGCAUCUGUUUUACGAAGACUAUAAGGCGCAUCCUCUGGAUUUUAACUAUGAUAACAAGGCAAUGAUUUUAACCAUCCGAAAGCCAAAGACAUUGCUUCACAAAGACUGGAAACUUGACAUUCAUAGCUGA